AUGACAGACCAAAACAAAGGAUCACAAAAAACCUACAAGGAGGCUGCAGGGGAGUACUACAACCAGAAGUACGAGACAUGGAUGCCAUGGAUCGAGGAUCAGUACCUGAAGUGGUUCACCAAGGAUAACAAGGCUUCUUACGCUACCAAACAGAACCUCGACAAGACCAAAGUCACAGGCGUAUCCCAGGUCGACAACCUCCAAGACGGUGUGAACGGCCUCGUCGGCGGCCAAGUUGGCAAAGGAGGAAUCGCACAACCCCUCGGUGACGCCGUCUCCAAAGAGGGUAUCAAUCGUGCUGAACGCGGCGGCAAGGAUGAACAAGGCAAGCCCAUCGAGGGACAAGGCCCACUGGGUGGCUAUGGCCAGAGUGCUGCGGAUGGAGUGAAGGGUGGUGCGAGCAGUGUUGCAGGAGGCGCGAAGAGCGCUGGGGGUUACAUUGGAGGCAUGUUUGGUGGUGGUAAGGGAGAGCAGAAGAAGUAG
Alternaria burnsii is the source of this 483-nucleotide messenger RNA. RefSeq lists its product as uncharacterized. The record is from RefSeq and is a predicted model, not a curated record. The coding region runs from base 1 to 483 and encodes 160 amino acids. The transcript is spliced from 2 exons. NCBI's taxonomy places the organism in Eukaryota, Fungi, Ascomycota, Dothideomycetes, Pleosporales, Pleosporaceae.